Molecule: messenger RNA, 1083 nt
Organism: Sarcophilus harrisii (Tasmanian devil)
Lineage: Eukaryota; Metazoa; Chordata; Mammalia; Dasyuromorphia; Dasyuridae
Gene: SAHAI-01
Product: class I histocompatibility antigen, Gogo-OKO alpha chain-like
Biological process (GO): antigen processing and presentation; immune response
Cellular component (GO): external side of plasma membrane
Source: RefSeq, marked provisional
AUGGGCUCUCCGGCGCGCGCUCUCUUUUUGCUGACGGCCCUGGCGGCCCUGGCGGAGACCCGGGCGGGCUCUCACUCCUUGAGGUACUUCGACACCGCCGUGUCCCGGCCCGGGCUCGGGGAGCCGCGGUUCCUCUCCGUGGGCUACGUGGACGAUCAGCAGUUCGUGCGCUUCGACAGCGACAGCGCGAGUCAGAGUGAGGAGCCGCGGGCGCCGUGGAUGGAGAAGGUGAAGGACGUGGACCCGGGAUACUGGGAGCAGGAGACACAGAUCAUUAAGGAGACUGCACAGAUUUCCCGAGUGGACCUGCAGACCCUGCGCGGCUACUACAACCAGAGCGAGGGCGGGGCCCACACCUUCCAGCGCAUGUACGGCUGCGAGGUUUCCCCGGAGCUCUCCUUCCAGCGCGGGUUUCUUCAGUUCGCCUACGACGGGCAGGACUACAUCGCCCUGGACACGGAGACCCUCACGUGGGCGGCUGCGCAGAACGAGGCAGUGAACACGAAGCGCAAGUGGGAGGCGGAGAGGAGCUAUGCGGAGAGAGAUAAAGCCUACCUGGAGGAAACGUGCGUGCUGUGGGUGCAGAAGUACCUGGAGAUGGGGAAGGAGAGUCUGCAGAGGGCAGAUGCCCCUUCUGCCCGAGUGACCCGGCACAGCACGCCCAGUGGGGAGGUGACCCUGCAGUGCCGGGCCCAGGACUUUUACCCCUCGGAGAUCUCUCUGGCCUGGCUGAGGGACGGGGAGGAGCAGCACCAGGACACAGAGUUCAUCGAGACCAGGCCUGCCGGCGAUGGGACCUUCCAGAAGUGGGCGGCUGUGGGGGUGCCCUCGGGCCAGGAAGGGAGAUACACCUGCCGAGUUCAGCACGAGGGGCUGCCUGAGCCCCUCACCCUGAAAUGGGAGCCGGAGUCCUCAUUGCCCUGGAUCAUCGUGGGGGUCCUUGCCGCUGUCCUCCUCCUCACUGCGGUCAUUGCUGGAGCUGUGGUCUGGAGGAAGAAGACUUCAGGUGGAAAAGGAGGGGACUAUGUUCCGGCUGCAGGCAAUGAUAGUGCACAGGGGUCAGAUGUCUCUCUGACAGCCAAA